CACAGAUUAACAAUUGUAUUUAUUCAAAUAACCAUGGCCUUUGGAAAAUUAGCACACUAUUCUUUUGAUUUGGUACUCAUUUCAAUUAUCCUUGCGGGGAUCCACAGAAACACAGGGCUUGUAUUUGACACCUCCCACUUUCUGUCUGUAGACUUUAGACGUUGGUUUGGGAACUAUCUUGCAUUUGGUGAGAAGAUGUAUGACCAGACAGUGUCGUUGUUGAAGUUGACAGGCUACUUCAAACAACGUAAUUUGGUGUUGGACUACGUUUCAAAUCAAGCAGGCAAGUAUUUGAAAGAACAAACAGGAAGGGAUUUGAAUGAGUUCCCUAAGAAAGACUUGUAGUUCUAUUCUGAAAACAGGC
Molecule: messenger RNA, 364 nt
Organism: [Candida] anglica
Lineage: Eukaryota; Fungi; Ascomycota; Pichiomycetes; Serinales; Debaryomycetaceae
Source: the annotation of a GenBank genome assembly